Molecule: messenger RNA, 2385 nt
Organism: Prorocentrum cordatum
Lineage: Eukaryota; Dinophyceae; Prorocentrales; Prorocentraceae
Source: the annotation of a GenBank genome assembly
AUGGCGGCCUUGCUGGGCUGGCCGCGCCGCGGCGGGCCCCGCCGCUGGAAGCAGCUGCUGGCGCCCCCGGCGUGGCGGCCCCUGCCCUCGGCGCCGCCGCGCCCGCACGGCGGGCGCUGCUGCGGCAGCGAGCGGUCUCGCCUCGGAGGCUGGCUGGACGUCCAGCGGCAGCUCGUGCGAGACCGCGCCCCGGCCGAGAUCACGGCGCAGGACAGGCGCGAGGCAGCCUCAGAGGCAUUCCUGAAGAUGAUCGCCGGCAUGGAUCUGGACGCUCGGGGCGGCAGUGCCGUGUUCGUGGAGCCGGCGCAGCUGCAGGAGAUCCUGGAGGACGCCGCGAUGUGCCCGGCGUUCUCGGCCGAGCUGUGCAUGCCUGGCGGUCCGUUUGAGAGGGUCCUGUGCAGCGAGGAAGCGUUUUUUGGCUGCGUGAGGCGGCAGCAGUUUUUCAGGAACCAGCUGAUGCGCCUCUUCCUGGAGAAGUUCUUGAUUAUCCGCCAGUCCCUCAGCUCUCUGUUUGAGGAGGAUUGGGCCGCGGAUGCCGAUGUAGUGGAGGGAGUGUUCGGAGAUGAUUUGUCCCUGGACGGACGAGACCGGCUCGAGGCUGCAUUUAUCUUCGACAGUGGGGAAGCGCCACAGGCCGCGAGCUUCCUCUCCCGUGACCUCUUUUUCGUGCGAGGAUGUGUGAAGCCUGCAGACGCACAGGGGGACGCUGAGGGAGGUCAGACGCCUUCCUCCGACUGGCUCCUCGGCACCGCGCGGAGGGUCGUUCACACCCAGGACUCCCGCGUCAGCCUGAUCCUGCUGAGGCUCCACCACAUCGGGCCCACGCAGGGCUUCGUGCCAGUGAGCGGCGAAGCCGCACAGCUGGUCCACGUCGGGUUCAUCCCCUCCGUCUUCUACCGCCAGCUGGACGCGGUGCGGGACCUCUGCGAGGGCCACGAGCGCUUCACGGGGAUGGUCCAGGGCAUUUUCUUUCCGGGCGGCGGGCCCCAGGGCCAGCGCGGUGCCGCGGCGGGCGCGGGAGAGGAAGAGGCCCGGCAGCCGGCCGAGCGCCCUGCGGGCGACGGCCCCGCGGGCGAGGCCGGCCUGCCGGGCCACCUCAACGAGCAGCAGCGGGCGGCAGCGGCGGAGGCGCUCGGCAGCGCGCCGGUCACGCUGGUGGCGGGGCCGCCGGGCACGGGGAAGACGGCGGUCGCGGUGGCGAUCGUGGAGGCGUGGCUGAGACAGGAUGCCGAGGCCCCGAUCCUGGUGGCAACGGGGACGCACACGGCGAAGAGCCUGAUCGCUCGGCAGCUCCGGGAGCGCGGGUACCUGCUGAGGGACCGCCGCAGGGAGGUUUUCAGGGAGAAGCAUCCCGAGAGAUCAGUGCCGGUCUUCGUGGAGACCGUGUACAUGGCCGCAGUGCCAGAUCACCGUCAGCUACCACGUGUGCUCAUUGACGAGAGCUCGCAGAUCACAGAGGCCUCCGCGCUCGUGGCGCUUGGCCGAGGCUGCGAGAAGUUGGUUCUGAUCGGGGAUCCAAAGCAGCUUGGCCCGAUAUCCCAGUUGGGCCCGUUUGGGACGGCUCGAGACUCCGAGCCGGGGCCAUACAGCCAGGAGCGCGAGAGCGCGUUUGACAUGGUGCGGCUGCGGCUGGAUCGGAAGCCAGUUCAGCUGAGCGUGCAAUAUCGGAUGCACCCGACACUGUGCCAGUAUCCGUCGGAUCGGUUCUACCACGGCUCGCUGCGGAGUGCCGACGCCCUGCGGGACUCCGCGCGCUUCGAGCUGCCAGCCAACGAGUUCCUGCCAGCGCCGGUGGUCUUCGUCGACAGCGCUCGGCUGCAGGGCUCCAGCGAGGAGGAGCUGGUGUCGCUCGGCGGGGCGCGUUCUCUCCGGAACCGCGGGGAGGCGGAGCUCGUGAGCAGGGCGGUCGGCUCCCUCCUGGAGUCGGGCGUGCCGCGGGAGACUGGGCGGUGCGCGCAGCCCAGACGGUUCAAGCAGUGGCGAAGCGUCCUAGCUCGCCUGUGGGCCGAACCAAAGAAUGUCCUAAGAACCUUUUGUGGUCUGCACGAAAUGUUCUUAGGACAUUUCUGGCUGGGGCUGUCUUGUUUUAGCACAUCGGGUUUGUGUUCUAAGAAAAUUGUUUUGUUUUUCGAACGUUCUUGGGUUCUAGGAACGUUUCGUGGUAGGCCUAUAGGAAUGCCGGGACGGUCGGUCCCUGUUCAAAGACCCCCUCGCGUCGCGAACAAAACACGACAGGCGUUUCUGUCCUGGUUGUUGCUGGGCCCGAGGACCGUCAAUCAACGAGUCGGGAUGAAGAGCAGGCCCCAGGGAGUGGGUCAAGACCUCUGGGGGUGUGACGUCGGGAGUUUUGAAAGGGCUGGUUCGGGGGGGGGGGCGGUCUAUUAA